Stegodyphus dumicola is the source of this 1332-nucleotide messenger RNA. Its product is annotated as verprolin-like. The record is from RefSeq and is a predicted model, not a curated record. Lineage: Eukaryota; Metazoa; Arthropoda; Arachnida; Araneae; Eresidae.
AUGCCUGGAACUCCGUCUGCUGCUUCUUCGUCAGUGCCUUUCCUCCCUGGAAUGGAACGGCCGCCUCGGAUCCCGUCGCCCACGACACCUGGUCUGCCGCCUAUGCCUUCCUCUCCUUGCCUACUUCCUGCUGUACACCGUAGCCCGGAGACGCAUGCCUUCCUGGAGACGCGCCGGAGACGCUUCAUCUAUGUUGCCGGUUGCAGUCCUCCGGUGACCACGCCUGCUCCUGGACCUUCCAGACCCAUCGCUCCACGACGGCACUUGUCUGUGUCUGCCACGCCUACUGGACCUCCGAUGCUCCAAAGUGGAUCCCUGCACCAGAUGCUGGCCCAAAUCACCGCCAGAACACUUGCAAAGUCUCGGGUCUCACACAUUUCUACAUCUCCUGGGUCUUCGUCUGAGACUCAUGCUCCUGUGGUACUGUCCAAGACCUCCUCUACCUCUGCUUCUUCUUCACCGGAUACGAAUCCUGCCAUCGUCACCAGUGGUGCCUCCUCGUUUCCCUGCAACAUCUGUAACAGGAAAUUCUCUCAGCGUCGUCGCCUUAAGAAACACCGCAGGACUCAUAACAUCCGGCCACCACUCCAUCCUCCUCUUCAGGAAUCUACUUCAUUGGCUUCUCAGAUUGCCCCUGAUGCUUCGACGACAGAUUCAUCAGUUGGACACCACACACGUGCUCGUCUUGCCGCCGGCCAUUCUUGUGCCACGGAUAUCACUUUUCCUCCUCCCGGCGAGAUCCUACCUUUUGCCACGGCUCUGCAGACCCGAUCCUUAGACACAUCGGUCAACGUCCAUUCUGGGAAUCCUCUCCCUUCAUCGAUUCAGCCUGUCCUGCCUCCCACGUGUUCCGCUGAAGUCUCGUCGAUGUCCUCUGCUUCCUCCUCGCCUGUGCUCUGCAUCGACACAUCCCCUCUGCCUUCUGAGCCUGCUACGCCUGACGUGCCUGCGCCGACUACUACCCUGUCAUCGCCUCCCCGCGUUGAAUCUCCUGAGGAUGUCCACCCAGACCGCCCUCCUUCUGUGGCUGAUGACUCCGCCAGUGACAUCCCUCCUUCGUCUUGUCGUCGCGGCUCAAUUGUUCAUCUUGUAUUUCCGGUUCUGGACACUCUUCCCUGCACCGAGCCACACUGCUUCAGGACUUUCCACUCCCGGCAAUGGACCCAGUUGAGACACUCUCUAUGUCGGCACCUUCAUUAUGCCCAUGGGAUCGACGUCUCCAGGACUAAGAACUGGUGUUCUCACUGCAGUUCACCCAUCGCCAUGAAAGUUUUCGUGCCACCCGUGUUUCAAGACCCGCCCUCCCCUCUUUCCGUCUGGUAUUUCCCAUAG